UACCUCAGCAACUUGGAGUUGGAGGUGGCCAGGGCUGCGGGGAUUGGCAUCCUGAUAGUGAUCCUGGGAAUUUCACUGCUCAUCGGCUGCUGGUAUUGUAGAAGACGAAGUGGAUACAGAACCUUGACGGACAAAAAUCUUCAUGUUGGAACUCAAAGUAACUCAAGGGAAAGAUGCCCAUGUGAAGGGCUUGGUCAUCAGGACAGCAAACUGUCUUUUCAAAACCAAAACGGUGACCCUCAGGUCCCUGAGGCUCCACCUGCUUAUGAGAGACUUUCUGCAGGACAGUCACCUCCACCUUACUCACCCUGAGAGCCAGCAAGCUACCUGAGAAAUGCUGAAAUGCUUUCCCUUACACUUUUGCUUUAACUUACUGUUGAAAUCUAAUGUUCUACUUUGAAAAGUACAACAAUGUACAUCUCUAACAAUA
Molecule: messenger RNA, 430 nt
Organism: Sciurus carolinensis (gray squirrel)
Lineage: Eukaryota; Metazoa; Chordata; Mammalia; Rodentia; Sciuridae
Gene: Mlana
Product: melan-A
Exons: 4
Cellular component (GO): trans-Golgi network; endoplasmic reticulum membrane; melanosome
Source: RefSeq, a predicted model, not a curated record